AUGAUUUUGGCUUACAGGCGCUGUACCUUGGUAUUGGGUCUGCUACUUCUCUUACAGCUGACACAAGCUAAAGAACCAGUGUCUCCCGCUGGGCAUCUCGCCAGCUUCACAUCACCAAAUCAUGCCUCGACCAAGUACUGGGCGACGACACACGAUAUCGACAAAACAACAACGCAUUAUGCGGCAAUAAAAAAUAUCUUCGCGACUUGGCCUGAUUAUCGCCGCAUUUGUACGUCACAAACGACAUACAAGCAUCUCAAAGUUGUUAUUGACCGCUCACAGCCAUUCUUCGUUGUAUUCACAGCUAUGUGUUUUUUGGCGAAUGGAACAGGAUUGGAUAUUUGGCACGUUCAGGAUGAGGAUAUUACAGCAUGCUACAAGAUCAUUUUGGUUGCCGAAUACAUGUAUGCUAUAACGUUGACUCUCACGAAACUGUCGAUACUAGCAUUCUUUCUACGGAUUUUCCCCGACCACAACUUUCGACGCAUGGUUCACGGAACUGUCGCCUUUAUCAUAGUAAUGUCCGCCACAUUUCUUGUGCUCUUCAUGCUGCAAUCAGUACCCAUGAAGGUAUCCUGGGAAGGAUGGAAAGAGAAGAAUCCAAAGGGGGUGCUCUUGAGCACAAACGCCAUUGCGACAAGCCACGGAGCAAUAAACGUCGCCUUGGAUGUGUGGAUGCUUAUCCUCCCAAUGACACAACUAUGGAAAAUAGGCAUCAAACCGAAGAAGAAAAUCGGAAUCAUGUCCAUGUUUGGCGCGGGUGCCUUGUGUGUCACACCUUUUAUGUCUGCUGCAAAAGCCAGUAUUGUUAAUAUUCCAGUAGCGGACACUGUCGAUACAGUCAUUUGGUCUAUGGUGGAAACGAGUAUAGGAAUGAUUGUUGCCUGCAUGCCAGGUGCUCGACAAUUCGUGAGGGACAUAUUAUCGCGAGUAAGACGUGGAAAGUCCACUGGAGCAAAUGACAAGGGUGGUGUCUUUAUUGAUAGGCCAUUGGCGACAAUUGUUAUGACGAGGCAGGACACCGAAAUCGAAACCGAUCACUCCUUUUCGAGUACUAUAGUGAAAGCUAAUGCGCGGAUGGAGACGGAUAGAUAG
Fusarium graminearum PH-1 is the source of this 1095-nucleotide messenger RNA. RefSeq lists its product as uncharacterized. The record is from RefSeq and is a predicted model, not a curated record. NCBI's taxonomy places the organism in Eukaryota, Fungi, Ascomycota, Sordariomycetes, Hypocreales, Nectriaceae. The transcript is spliced from 6 exons. The coding region runs from base 1 to 1095 and encodes 364 amino acids.